Molecule: messenger RNA, 1548 nt
Organism: Gastrolobium bilobum
Lineage: Eukaryota; Viridiplantae; Streptophyta; Magnoliopsida; Fabales; Fabaceae
Product: cytochrome P450 93A2-like
Exons: 2
Coding region: 1-1548 (515 amino acids)
Cellular component (GO): membrane
Molecular function (GO): oxidoreductase activity, acting on paired donors, with incorporation or reduction of molecular oxygen, NAD(P)H as one donor, and incorporation of one atom of oxygen; iron ion binding; heme binding
Source: RefSeq, a predicted model, not a curated record
AUGGCUGAAUACCAAGGUUACAUCCUACUUUUUAUCAUUUGGCUAGUCUCCAUAAUCCUUAUUCGAGCUUUACUCAACAAAACAAAGAACAAAGCUCAUCGACCACCAAGUCCACUAGCCAUACCCAUCAUUGGACACCUCCACCUUCUUGCUCCAAUACCUCACCAGGCUCUUCAUAAGCUCUCAACCCGCUAUGGACCCAUAAUGCACCUUUUCCUUGGUUCUGUCCCUUGUGUCGUUGCUUCCACACCAGAAGCUGCAAGAGAGUUCCUUAAAACUCACGAAAAUAACUUCUCCAACCGUCCUCAAAGUUCUGCUGUUGAUUAUCUUACAUAUGGCUCCCAAGACUUCUCCUUCGCCCCAUAUGGACCUUAUUGGAAAUUCAUGAAGAAAAUAUGCAUGUCUGAACUUCUGGGUGGUCACACACUCAGCCAACUUCUUCCUGUGAGGAGAGAAGAAACAACCAGGUUUUUGAGACUUUUACUCAAGAAAGGGAACGCGGGUGAGGCCAUUGAGGUUGGAGGAGAAUUAAUGACACUAGCGAAUAACAUUGUGUCAAGGAUGAUUAUGAGCCAAACAUGCAUGGAAAAUGAAGGUGAAGCUGAAGAGGUGAGGAAGUUGGUGCAAGACACCACGCAUCUCACGGGGAAGUUUAAUGUUUCCGACUUCAUUUGGUUCUUUAAGAACUGGGAUUUGCAGGGGUUCAGCAAAAGGCUCAAGGAAAUUCGGGACAGGUUUGACACCAUGAUGGAGAGGGUGAUCAAGGAGCAUGAAGAGGAAAGGAGAAAAAGAAAGGAACUAGGUGGAGGAGAUGGUCAGAUCAAGGAUCUACUUGAUAUAUUAAUGGACAUACUUGAAGAUGAGAGCUCUGACAUAAAAUUGACAAUAGAGAACUUAAAGGCCUUCAUCUUGGAUAUAUUUAUGGCAGGAACUGACACUUCAGCCUUAACCACUGAAUGGGCUCUGGCUGAAUUGAUUAACCACCCAUAUGUGAUGGAGAGAGCAAGGAAAGAGAUCAAUGCUGUAAUUGGAAAUAGUAGAAUAGUAGAAGAAUCUGACCUUGUCAACCUUCCAUACCUGCAAGCUAUAGUUAAAGAAACACUGAGGAUUCACCCCACAGGUCCAUUAAUUGUCAGAGAAUCAUCUGAAAGCUGCACUAUCUGGGGCUAUGAGAUUCCAUCAAAGACCCAGUUGUUUAUUAAUGUGUGGGCUAUUGGCAGGGACCCCAAUCACUGGGAGAACCCACUUGAGUUCAGACCAGAAAGGUUUAUUAGUGAAGAGGGAAGUGGGAAGAGCCAAUUAGAUGUGAGGGGACAACAUUUUCACCUAAUUCCAUUUGGGAGUGGAAGAAGAGGCUGUCCUGGAACCUCACUGGCUUUGCAGGUUGUGCAGACCAACCUUGCUGCUAUGAUUCAGUGUUUUGAAUGGAAGGUUAGUGGAGGCAAUGAUACUGUUGACAUGGAAGAGAAACCCGGGUUAACCCUUUCAAGAGCUCAUCCCUUGAUUUGUGUCCCAGUGCCUAGGCUUAAUCCUUUUCCUCCCAUGUGA